CAGACACUCGGGCAGGAUAUUUGAACAGUGAACCCGCACAGUGCUCCCUGGACCUGUCUUUUCUACAUUAACUAUCAAAGCACGAUCUCUGCGACUGAAUUCUUAUUCUGCUUGACUUGAUGAGGUGCAACCGUACCAACGGGAUGCCUCGUGGAGACUUCAACAUCUAUUUUGCCAGUGGCAGGGGAGGAUAUGUCAGAGCUGAGGAGGCUAUAGGCAUUGCUCUGCUGGUGAUCAUCUUGGCUGCUCUUCUUAUUCUGGGAUGCUGGUACCUUAAAAAGAGGAGUGGCUACAAAAUAAUUGGAAGCACAAGAUCAGGAUCACCAGGUUUUACAAGAGCAUACUCAGAACCAGGAACAUCAGGGGAAAACAAGAUGGCCCUCACUGACUUUGGUAGCUUCAGAAAUGUGGUUCCAAAUGCUCCUCCUGCAUAUGAAAAGAUCUCCUCUGGACCACUGCCUCCUCCAUAUUCCCCUUAAAUGACUUCUUUCUUAAGGACAUUUUGAAAAGACUACAUCAAUUAGUUGUCAAUACAAUUACAAGUUGAAAAAAUGAAGCCAACAUGCCAAGAAGUCCAUAAACGUGUUUAUUUUUAUGUUAUUCUAUAAAUUAUUUCACAUGAAAUAUUCAUUUCCACUUGGGAAAAAACGGUUCUACCUUUGGAGACAGUUGCAGUGUUUUAUUUCGAUGCACAUUUCCAUUUCACAUUUAUCCAAUGAAAAUGUACCAAAUAUUCCUAAAAUACAUAUAAUAAAGUAAUAAAAUAAAUAAAUGAAACAAUAUCAUUUCAAUGUAGUACAAACUGACCUGACUGUUUCAAUCAAUUAAAUGUCUCACAGUAGAUAGAGAUUGUUCAUUAAAUGAUCUAGAAAUCUGAA
This is a messenger RNA of Boleophthalmus pectinirostris (great blue-spotted mudskipper), 878 nucleotides long. It is a transcript of the gene mlana, whose product is annotated as melan-A. NCBI's taxonomy places the organism in Eukaryota, Metazoa, Chordata, Actinopteri, Gobiiformes, Gobiidae. Gene Ontology annotation, cellular component: melanosome. Bases 120 to 479 code for a protein of 119 amino acids. The transcript has 5 exons. The record is from RefSeq and is a predicted model, not a curated record.